AGUCUGGAACCCUCGUCCCUGUCGAGCUAGGGUUUCUCCUCCAUUCGAUCUCUCCCCCAUUAUGCUCUUACCUUUGCCGAUGAUGCUGGAUUCCAUCUCGUUGCUCUCCAAUCUUCGCGUCUUCGGCCCCGGUCUCAAUCCCUUUGCGCCCUUCGGCAUGGGGAAUUACACCCUCGACCAUCUGGAGCUAGAGUCGCGGCGCUUCUUGGUCAGCAGGAGGAUCUUCAAGCAGAGAUCGAAGGAAAGGGAUGAUCGUGGAUGGACCCUGCUCCACAUCGGUGCUCGAAAGGGCGAUCUCAAGGAGGUGAAGAGACUUCUGGAUGAAGGUAUGGAUGUCAAUGUGCCUGCAUUGGGUCCUAAGUCACAAGGUGUGACUCCUCUCCAUUUAGCUGCUGAAGGUGGACACCUCAAAGUUAUGGACGAAUUACUAGAGCGCGGAGCAGAUAUUGAUGCCAGAACAAAGGGGGCCUGUGGCUGGACACCUCUCCACAGUGCUGCAAAGACGAGAAAUAAGAAGGCUGUGAAAUUCUUAGUGGAGAAUGGUGCUUUCUUACCCCCAGACAUGAAUGACAACAGGUUCAACCCACCACUCCACUACUGCCCUGGCCUUGAAUGGGCCUAUGAGAUUAAGCGCCAACAGGAUGAAAGCCUCUCAGGUGGGGAUAGUUCGACAGUUAGCUCUGAGAACUAAAUAAAUAGUUAAGUUAAUGUGGUUGGCAUCUUUUGAAGCAUGCUUUCUCCUUCAGAUAUUGUUGUAUCUUCGUUGGCAUUAGAUACGUUUGACCAUGAAUGGUCAUAGGUAUGUUUCAUUACUGAUGGAUACCUGUGAACAUAUGUUUGUCCCUUACAAAACAAAUCAUCUGUCCUCUGUGACAACUUAUGCAGUGAUGUUUGUUUGAUUA
This is a messenger RNA of Dioscorea cayenensis subsp. rotundata (Guinea yam), 902 nucleotides long. RefSeq names its product phytochrome-interacting ankyrin-repeat protein 2-like. The coding region runs from base 62 to 691 and encodes 209 amino acids. The transcript has 4 exons. Gene Ontology annotation, molecular function: protein binding. The record is from RefSeq and is a predicted model, not a curated record. Gene Ontology annotation, cellular component: cytoplasm; nucleus. NCBI's taxonomy places the organism in Eukaryota, Viridiplantae, Streptophyta, Magnoliopsida, Dioscoreales, Dioscoreaceae.